AUGUCCACGCAAAGAGAGUUGCGCCUCUGGCGCAGAAACUGGCGGCAGCAACAACAGCAACAACAGCAACAACAGCAACAGCAAGAUGAAGAGGAAGAGGAGUGCCGGCUGCUUGACAAGCAGCUCUACCAGGAACUACAGCAGCAGCAGCAAAAGCAAGAGCAGGAGGAGGAGCAUGAGCAGCAGGAGGAGGAGCAGCAACAGCAGCAGCCCUGGCGUAACUACCCCCCAACCCCCAAUCCCCAUCGCCCGCGCCGCAGUAGCAGCAGCAGCAGCAAGCUCAGCAACAAGACCGACCAGACCACGUCUUGGAAGACUCGUAGUCGUCGGCCUGGGUGGAAUAGCGCAACCGCAAUUGCUGCCGGCCUGGCCUACUGGCGGCCGCACACGGCACCGCCCCCACAACAACAUCGCGCAGACCCGGCCGAGGUCCUCUCGGUGGCAAUUCUCUGGGCGAAGCAAUCAACACGCCUGGCGACCGACCUUGUCCGUGUGCUGGAAACAGCACCGGGCAACGAGAGACGCGCAAUCACUGGGUACGCCGCCUCGGCCAUGCAGGAGUGGCGAGGCAUCGUCGGGAGCGUUGAAAAGGAAAUAUUACUAGCCCGGGCCCGGGAAAUAAAAACAGAAAUUUUGGUCUCGGCCGAUGCUGCCAUGGCCGACCUUAUUACUAGCCUGGACCAUCUCCAAUCGUUGUUGUAG
Messenger RNA from Sporothrix schenckii 1099-18, 702 nucleotides. RefSeq lists its product as uncharacterized. The record is from RefSeq and is a predicted model, not a curated record. The transcript has 2 exons. NCBI's taxonomy places the organism in Eukaryota, Fungi, Ascomycota, Sordariomycetes, Ophiostomatales, Ophiostomataceae. The coding region runs from base 1 to 702 and encodes 233 amino acids.